AUAUAAAUAUCUACCUGUAAAGACGAUCAAUCAUUUUUCACAACACAAACACUUGUUGAGUUCUUCUUUGUUCUUCUUCUGGGAAAGAGAAGAGAAGGAUUUGCUGUAUGUCAGUGGAAUACUACAGUACAGUUUUGUACGGUGAGCUUGCUAACCCUUCACAAUGGCCACAGCUCAGGAAAAAACGACGCCUGACCCAUCUCAGGAUCCAACCCGAAACACUGAUUCUUUCCCUCCAAAAACUACUCCUACUACCAAAGGUAUCCCGGUCAUGAUGAGAGCUCAAACCUGCCAUCCUUUAGAUCCACUAUCUGCUGCUGAAAUAUCGGUAGCUGUAGCAACUGUUCGGGCAGCCGGGGCGACCCCUGAGGUGAGGGAUAGCAUGCGCUUUGUCGAAGUAGUCUUGGUGGAACCAGUUAAGCAAGUUGUUGCUUUAGCAGAUGCAUAUUUCUUCCCUCCUUUCCAGCCAUCGUUGCUCCCGAGGACCAAAGGAGGAGGACCUUUGAUUCCUACUAAACUUCCCACUAGGAAAGCACGACUAGUUGUUUACAAUAAAAAGUCAAAUGAGACAAGCGUAUGGAUUGUCGAACUUCGAGAAGUUCAUGCAGCAACUCGAGGUGGCCCCCACAGGGGCAAAGUCAUUUCUUCUCAAGUUGUGCCAAAUGUUCAGCCACCGAUGGAUGCCAUGGAGUAUGCCGAAUGUGAAGCUGUUGUGAAGGACUUCCCUCCAUUUCGAGAAGCUAUGAAGAGGAGAGGGAUUGAGGAUAUGGAUCUUGUAAUGGUAGAUGCCUGGUGUGUUGGAUAUCACAGUGAAGCUGAUGCUCCAAACCGCAGGCUUGCUAAACCACUAAUAUUUUGUAGAAGUGAAAGCGACUGCCCUAUGGAAAAUGGCUAUGCUCGUCCUGUUGAAGGAAUCUAUGUACUUGUUGACAUGCAAAAUAUGGUUGUUCUCGAGUUUGAAGACCGUAAACUAAUCCCUCUUCCACCUACUGAUCCACUUAGAAAUUAUACUUCCGGUGAAACACGGGGAGGAGUUGAUAGAAGUGAUGUGAAACCCUUACAGAUUAUUCAGCCUGAAGGUCCAAGUUUUCGUGUCAAUGGUCACUUCAUUCAAUGGCAGAAGUGGAACUUUCGUAUCGGUUUCACUCCUAGAGAAGGUUUAGUUAUUUAUUCAGUAGCAUAUAUUGAUGGAAGUCGAGGCCGAAGGCCAGUGGCACACAGAUUGAGUUUCGUUGAGAUGGUGGUCCCGUACGGAGAUCCAAAUGAUCCUCACUAUAGGAAGAAUGCAUUUGAUGCAGGAGAAGAUGGCCUUGGUAAAAAUGCUCAUUCUCUCAAAAAGGGUUGUGAUUGUUUAGGCUAUAUCAAGUACUUUGAUGCUCACUUCACAAACUUUACUGGAGGUGUUGAAACAAUAGAGAAUUGUGUUUGCUUGCAUGAAGAGGAUCAUGGUAUUUUGUGGAAGCAUCAAGAUUGGAGAACUGGUUUGGCUGAAGUUCGAAGGUCUAGAAGGUUGACAGUGUCUUUUAUAUGCACCGUAGCUAACUACGAAUAUGGAUUUUUCUGGCACUUUUAUCAGGAUGGGAAAAUAGAAGCCGAGGUCAAGCUUACAGGAAUUCUCAGCUUAGGAGCAUUGCAGCCAGGUGAAACUCGAAAAUAUGGCACGACUAUUGCACCUGGAUUAUACGCGCCAGUCCACCAACACUUUUUUGUUGCUCGUAUGGACAUGGCUGUUGAUUGCAAGCCCGGUGAAGCAUUUAAUCAGGUUGUUGAGGUGGAUGUCAAAGUUGAAGAUCCGGGAAAAAACAAUGUUCACAACAAUGCAUUCUAUGCCGAGGAAAGACUGCUUAAAUCAGAAUUGGAGGCAAUGCGCGAUUGCAACCCUUUAUCUGCUCGACAUUGGAUUGUUAGAAACACACGGACAGUAAACCGAACUGGGCAGCUAACAGGUUACAGGCUAGUACCUGGUUCAAAUUGUUUACCUUUAGCUGGUUCAGAAGCCAAGUUUCUGCGAAGAGCAGCUUUCUUGAAGCACAAUCUUUGGGUCACUCCUUAUGUUCACAAUGAAAUGCAUCCUGGAGGAGAGUUUCCUAAUCAAAAUCCGCGAGUUGGAGAUGGGUUGGCUACUUGGGUUAAGCAAAAUAGAUCACUGGAAGAAGCUGAUAUAGUUCUUUGGUAUGUAUUUGGAGUGACACACAUUCCACGAUUGGAAGACUGGCCUGUUAUGCCGGUGGAACGCAUAGGUUUCAUGCUAAUGCCACAUGGGUUUUUCAAUUGCUCACCAGCUGUAGAUGUUCCCCCAAGUGCUGGUGAUUUGGAUGAUAAGGAGAAUGGAAUGCCUGCUAAGCCCAUUCAGAAUGAGUUGAUUGCAAAGCUGUGAAUGAGCCAAAAGUAGAGACAUUUGGUGUUAUGUUUAUCUAAUUACUAUAUUAAAAUUUGGUUUUGGCCUAACUCAACCCUACAAAAUUGACUUGUAAGGCAAGGGAUGCCUCCCAUUUAUAUAAAUAGAUUUUCUGGUCAUAUCACAUUUUUAAUGCAAUGUGAGACUCUGAACACAUUGAGUGCAGCAAUUUGAUUUAAUUUUACUGCUUGCUAGUUAAACUGAUUCAAA
Messenger RNA from Medicago truncatula (barrel medic), 2608 nucleotides. Its product is annotated as copper methylamine oxidase. Gene Ontology annotation, biological process: amine metabolic process. Bases 164 to 2377 code for a protein of 737 amino acids. The record is from RefSeq and is a predicted model, not a curated record. Lineage: Eukaryota; Viridiplantae; Streptophyta; Magnoliopsida; Fabales; Fabaceae. The transcript is spliced from 11 exons. Gene Ontology annotation, molecular function: primary methylamine oxidase activity; quinone binding; copper ion binding.